AGCGUGUUGAUCAACAUGUUUGCAAAUUUUUUCUCACCAAAGCGAUCACAACCAACCAUGGAAUUCAAUAAGGAAAAACCUUUGGGCCGUGGCUUUUCUGCUCAAGUUUUCUUGGGCACUUUUAAUGGCAAAAAGGUUGCUGUCAAGAGGAUUGAGAAAGGGUUCGACACGAAUUUGGACGAAGCUGCUCAAAAACUAGAAGAGGAAACCAUGAAAAAGCUCGAACAUCCUAACGUUCUCAAACUCCUCCAUGUCCAGGACGACAAAGAUUUCAAGUACUUGAUUUUGGAAUUAUGCAUUGGCACAAUUGCCAAUUACGUCGAGGGAAACUAUACGGGCGGAAUGCCUUCGGAGAUCGAAGGAAUGAUUCAAAUGGCUAGCGGAUUGCAAUACAUUCAUUCCAAGCAUUUUGUCCAUCGAGACAUAAAACCAGCAAACGUAUUGAUUUCUUCACCGUCCGUCUUGAAGAUAUCGGAUUUCGGAUUAAGCCGGACAGUUACAACAACUUCAGGAAGUUUUCCAAUGACUAGCGGGCCCAAAGGCACGCGAGUCUACUACUCUCCUGAAUUCCUAUUCACGGAAGGGAAAACCAAAGAAGAGAAAGAACAAAUUCGCGUUAACGUUUCAAUUGACGUCUUUUCACUGGGAUGUCUCUUUUUCAAUUACCUUACAAAAGGCGGACAUCCGUUUGCCAAUGGUGGGUCUCCCAAUGAAGUUUUCACUCCUGCUAAUAUUUAUAAAGGCGAAAAAGUCCUAGAUGGCAAAACGGGUUUACCGAAAAACCAUUAUGCAUAUGACAUUAUUGACGGAAUGACUGAAAACAUCCCUGACAAGCGUUGGAAAUUAGAAAAAGUCUUAGAAACUUUAAACGCUGAAGCUGAACGACCUAAGACUGCAGAAAGUCAAUGAAAAGUACAUCUCGGU
Molecule: messenger RNA, 924 nt
Organism: Daphnia carinata
Lineage: Eukaryota; Metazoa; Arthropoda; Branchiopoda; Diplostraca; Daphniidae
Product: serine/threonine-protein kinase/endoribonuclease IRE2-like
Exons: 3
Coding region: 16-909 (297 amino acids)
Biological process (GO): IRE1-mediated unfolded protein response; protein phosphorylation; intrinsic apoptotic signaling pathway in response to endoplasmic reticulum stress
Cellular component (GO): IRE1-TRAF2-ASK1 complex
Molecular function (GO): ATP binding; RNA endonuclease activity; protein serine/threonine kinase activity
Source: RefSeq, a predicted model, not a curated record